CAGUCUAAAUACGUGACUUUAAAAGAGAGACAUGGGGCACAAAGCUACCAUGAAGUUCAGCCACCCAAGCCCUGCAUUCUUCAUGUGUGCACUUUUCCUUCGUGGGUUUAAUCUUAAAAGUUAGAUUUUUUAUGAUUAUUUUAAAAAAUCUAUAAUUCAGAAGAUAAACUCGAUGUCUUUAUAGCCUAAAUGUUUCUGAAGACCAACAAUACUGAGAUAGGUGUUCUGUCGAUUUCAAAUGCUGCAGUUUUUCCAGCCAGUUACUACUUAAUUUACAAAAAAACCCCACCUAUGUUUCCUAAACACGGUGUCUUCCAGAGUUACCAUCUGUAUGAAAGCAUAAGGAUCUUCAGCAUUCAAAUUGCAGUAAUUAUAGUUGUAGACUCUUAGGAGAGAAGAGACUUUUGACUGAAUCUACUUUAGAGAUUCCGGACCUAACCCAAUCAAUGUCCUUCACUGUCUCAGGUUGUAUUUUAGACCAGUACUGGGGGAAACCAGCAAGAUCCUCACCGAAAACAACAACAACAACAACAACAAAAUCGUAAGUCUGAAUUUAAAUCUGAAAACAAACUCCUUACAUUCCAGUUCUAAAAAGGACAAAACAUUGAGUGGAAGACAUUCACCCUGAAUCAACACAGAAGACUGGGGACUCCUUCUGAGGCAAAGAGCUGCUAAACAGAUCAUUCCAGCUGCCCACACUCUGCUUGGCAGAUGCUUCCAUCUCCAAGGAACCGAGGCAAAGCCUGAUUCAAUGAAGAAUGGAAAGAAGGUCUCCUAGAUAAGAAGCAAACCAGCUUUUGGGAGGAAGAUAAAAUCUGUCUGGAUCUUUGGAGUCGUUCAGAGGAAGGGCUGGCUAUAAAAGCUUGAUCGUGCCAGUGAGGACACCCUGGAAACUGAAUGUGAGAAGACACAGACAUUCCCUGCCGGGUGGGUGUCGGGAAAAUCCACAGCAAGUCACGGGAGGAGCUGGAGCUGCCAUCACUUCUCCCUGAGCAGCAAUUUCAACAAGGAAAACAAAUGGGUGAAGAAAGCUUGAAGAGAAGAAAAGGAGAGGACAAAGGAAGAGAGGACAGACAAUCCAUUCAGAGUCAUGAGCCCCCAACGAUGAACCUACAAAAGCAGGUGGGGCUCAUUAGUGGAAUCUGUAUGAUUGUUGGUACAAUUAUUGGCUCAGGUAUCUUCGUUUCUCCAAAAUCAGUUCUUGCCAAUGUUGAAGCUGUGGGUCCUUGUUUAACCAUCUGGGCAGCCUGUGGAGUUCUGGCAACAUUAGGUGCACUUUGUUUUGCUGAGCUUGGUACAAUGAUCACAAAGUCUGGGGGAGAAUAUCCUUACCUCAUGGAGGCGUUUGGCCCAAUUCCAGCGUUUUUGUUUUCUUGGACAAGCCUGCUGGUCACAAAACCCAGCUCCUUUGCAAUCAUCUGCCUCAGCUUCGCAGAAUAUGCCUCAGCUCCUUUCUAUCCAGGCUGUGAUCCUCCCCAGGCUGUCAUCAAGUGUCUGGCAGCAGCUGCUAUUGUGGUAAUUACAAUUGUGAAUUCAUUGAGUGUGAAGCUGGGAAGUUACCUCCAGAAUUUUCUCACAGCUGCUAAAAUGAUCAUUGUCACAAUCAUUAUUGUAAGUGGAAUUGUUCUCCUUGCACAAGGAAAAACUGAUAACUUCAAAGAUUCUUUCAAGGGCAGUAAAAUUUCUGUUAGCUCUAUUAGUUUGGCAUUUUAUAAUGGACUCUGGGCAUAUGAUGGAUGGAAUCAACUCAAUUACAUCACAGAAGAACUUAAAAAUCCUUACAGAAAUCUACCACUGUCCAUAAUUAUUGGAAUCCCCCUGGUCACGGUUUGUUACGUUCUGAUAAACGUUUCCUAUUUCACUGUGAUGACUUCAACAGAGCUCCUGCAGUCCCAGGCUGUUGCUGUGACAUUUGGAGAUAGAGUCCUUUAUCCAGCCUCUUGGAUAGUUCCUCUCUUUGUGGUAUUUUCGACGCUUGGAUCUGCCAAUGGCACCUGCUUCACUGCAGGCAGACUUGUUUAUGUGGCAGGUCGUGAAGGGCACGUGCUAAAGAUACUGUCUUACAUCAGUGUCAAGCACUUAACACCAGCACCUGCUAUCAUAUUUUAUGGGGUCAUUGCUAUUAUUUAUAUUAUUCCUGGUGACAUUAAUUCACUCAUAAAUUACUUCAGUUUUGCAGUCUGGAUAUUUUAUGGUUUAACUGUACUUGCACUAAUUGUUAUGAGGUUUACAAGGAAGGAACUCAAGAGACCCAUCAGGAUACCCAUCAUCAUUCCUGUCAUAGUGACACUGGUCUCAAUUGUGCUGGUAUUGGCACCAAUCAUCAGUGCACCUGAACUGCCCUAUUUGUACUGUACUUUAUUUAUACUUAGUGGACUUAUAGCUUAUGCACUUUUUGUUCAUUUAAAAUUCAGCUGGGCACAAAAAAUAUCAAAGCCCAUCACUAUGCACCUCCAGAUGCUUAUGGAAGUUGUUCCAGAAGAGGACGUUACUGAGUGAAGUAUUUUAUACCCACCAGGUUGUUUUUAAGUGCUGUACUGGUUGAAGUACAUUCAAUUUGGUUUGGCACACAUAUAUACUUGCUAAAUUGUUAUGUUUGUACUGGUGUAUUAGUUUUGCAACACUUCAGUACUUCAAAGCAUCAAAUACAUAUAAUAAAAGAUCUCUAAGCCAGACUACAGUGUCCAGCAAAGCUGGUUUCAUUGUUUGUUAAUAAGUUAUGGUGUCUUGUUUUCUGAAUUAAAAUUUUUAGCAAAGUUGUGUUUUAAUGUCUUUACAAGUAAUGCCAUGGGUGUUAAUGUGAUAGAUGAGUAAUGUGAUGAUUGACUCUCACAAUUAACAGACAAAUAUCACAUUAGGUUAAGAAAACAUAUAGGUUAAGAAAAGUUUUAUAGAUUUAUAGUUAUGUUGUACCCCCUCACGUGGUUAUCAAGGGCCAUCUGGGAGGGCUGGCUUGUCACUAUGGUGACAUCUGACCUCCAAUCAGGAUUUGAGGAAGAGAUCUCCACCACUGGACAGCACAGAAGGGGUCGAUGGACAGAACUUUGGGAGGGGUUAAAGGGUUAAGAGGUGAAACCUCCAUUGUGUGGGUGAGCACACGGUGGGAAGCCUUUUUCUCUAUUCAGUUUUCUGUUGUGUUUUUGGUAAGGUUUAAUAAACCUUUCUAAAUUAUGAAA
Molecule: messenger RNA, 3176 nt
Organism: Motacilla alba alba
Lineage: Eukaryota; Metazoa; Chordata; Aves; Passeriformes; Motacillidae
Gene: SLC7A9
Product: solute carrier family 7 member 9
Exons: 13
Coding region: 1018-2499 (493 amino acids)
Biological process (GO): amino acid transmembrane transport
Cellular component (GO): membrane
Molecular function (GO): L-amino acid transmembrane transporter activity
Source: RefSeq, a predicted model, not a curated record